Molecule: messenger RNA, 1627 nt
Organism: Penaeus indicus
Lineage: Eukaryota; Metazoa; Arthropoda; Malacostraca; Decapoda; Penaeidae
Product: calcium and integrin-binding protein 1-like
Exons: 6
Coding region: 803-1354 (183 amino acids)
Molecular function (GO): calcium ion binding; magnesium ion binding
Source: RefSeq, a predicted model, not a curated record
GACGGAAGGAGAGUGGAAGGUGAAGGAAUAAGAGAAAAUGACGGAGAGUGAAACAUUGAGAAAGUAAGAGAGUAAAAUAAAAGAUGAAACAGAGAGCGAGCAGGUGCGCAAAAAGAGAAGAAAAAAAAAGCGAAUAAGAAAAAGAGCAAGAAAGAGAGAGAGAGAAAAAAUACGAAUAAAUAUAUAAGAAAAAAAUAAGACAAGGCUACUCAGCUUCAUAAUUUUAUACGAAACUGAGAUCAUAGUAAUCAAAACCUACCUGAUCAGUGCAUUGGGGAAAAUAAUCAAUACUUCAAUGCGUUGCCCGAACACCUGUAAGCCAAUAUUACCCGCAUGAGGAUAUACACAUGCUCAGUUCUCGACGAGUGUGCUACCAUACACUCACUCUCUCUCUGUUUCCAAUCCUCUUGCUGCCGUAGUGUGAGAGAUUACUUUAAAUAACGCAAGACAGCAGCUGAAGGGCGAGUGAGGGAGCUCUCUGAGAGAACAUCAAAAUACGGCCAGUCAGCACCUUAAGAAGAAUAAAAAGGGAAGAUAAGAGAAAGAGAAUAAAGAGGGAAGAGAGGAGAAGGAGAAUAAAGAGGGAAGAGAAGAGAAGGAGAAUAAAGAGGGAAGAGAAGAGAAGGAGAAUAAAAAAAGGAAGAUAAAAGGAGAAUAAAGAGGGAAGAGAAGAGAAGGAGAAUAAAAAAAGGAAGAUAAAAGAAGAAGAAAGAGGGAAGAGAAGAGAAGGAGAAUAAAAAGAGGAAGAUAAAAGAAGCAGAAGAGAGGGGGAAGGCGAACGAGAAAAACCCCGAGAAGCAGAAUGGGGAACAGGAACAGCGCAUUCACGGAGGAGGAACUGCAGGAAUAUGAGGACCUCACUUUUCUCACCAGAAAGGAGAUCCUUCUAGCUUGGAAGAGAUGGGAGGACCUCAUGGGAACGGGAGCUGGCAACGACAAAUUGGCCCGUUAUCCGGAGAAGAAUUUUCAUGAACUUCCGGAAUUGAAGCACAACCCUUUCAAAGAGCGGAUCACCAAAGUCUUCUCCUCGGCGCAGGAUCACAGGAUCAGCUUUGAGGAUUUCUUGGACCUCCUGUCGGUCAUGAGUGACAAGGCUCCUCUGCAGCUCAAAGCUCACUACGCCUUCCACAUCUUCGAUUAUAACGAAGACCUUAUCAUAGACGGAGAGGAUCUGGACUGCGUUGUGGACCGUCUUACUGGAAGGGAAAAUUUACUACCUGAAGAAAAAGACAGACUUAUCAAGACGCUGCUGCAGGAAACGGACCUGGACGGUGGUGGCAUUUCCGAAGAAGAAUUCAAGCAUUUGUUGACUAAAUGUCCGGACUUCAUUCACUCUUUUCGGUUUUCUGUGUGAUAGAAAAGGUCGUAUAGAAAACGAUUAUGGGGGAAAAAAAGAAAAAAAAAAGAAAACGUGGAUUCUGUGAUUCUGAUUGAGCAUUGACUGUUUUAUUUUUCUAACAAAGGGAAAAAAAGAGUAAUCAACUAUUUUUUAUUGAUUCCAAUUUUAAAACAGAUGAAUAAUGUAGUUCUAGUUCACACACACGCGCGCGCGCACACACACACACACACACACACACACACACACACACACACACACACACACACACACACACACACACACACACAA